Ailuropoda melanoleuca (giant panda) is the source of this 1469-nucleotide messenger RNA. It is a transcript of the gene IL1R2, whose product is annotated as interleukin 1 receptor type 2. NCBI's taxonomy places the organism in Eukaryota, Metazoa, Chordata, Mammalia, Carnivora, Ursidae. The record is from RefSeq and is a predicted model, not a curated record. Bases 175 to 1419 code for a protein of 414 amino acids. Gene Ontology annotation, molecular function: interleukin-1, type II, blocking receptor activity; interleukin-1 binding. The transcript is spliced from 9 exons.
UGAGGAGGGAAAAGGUGUGUCCACAGCCACUCAGUCAGAGAGAGUGACACAAGCCCUAUUAGGAAAUCCCUGGAGGACGGGGAUAUAAAUCCCUGCCUGGACUGCCGAGUUUCCACUGAAGGUAAAAGUCGGGCCUGGCAGCCUUCCCCAGGCAAGAAGCAACAAGGUCAAAGAAUGCAGGGCUGCAGGCUACGGAGUGCUGGACCUGUGCUCUCUACCUCCUAUGUCCUCCAGAAGUUGCCAGAAACAAUGUUCAUCUUGUACAUGUUGAUAAUGAGUAUUUCAGCCUCCACCAUUCAGCCUGAGGAACAUACAGUAGCUGCAGAAAACUGCCAAUUUCUUGGCAAGCAUUUCAAAACUGACUUCAGGGUGGAAGGGGAGCCUGUGGUCCUGAGGUGCCCCCAGGUGCAGCUCUGGUUGUGGGCAUCUGUCAGCCCCCACGUCAACGUGACAUGGCGUAAGAACGAUUCUGAUAGAACAAUCCCAGGGGAAGAAGAGACGCGAAUGUGGAUCCAGGAUGGUGCUCUCUGGAUCUUGCCAGCCUUGCAGAAAGACUCUGGCACCUACAUCUGCACUGUCAGAAAUUCUUCUUACUGUAGUGAAAUGUCCGUUGAGCUCCGGGUUUUCGAGAAGACAGAAGCUUCCCUGCCUUUCAUAUCGUACCCGCAAAUUCUAACCUUGUCAACCUCUGGGUCCUUAGUUUGCCCUGAGCUGAGUGAAUUCACCCAUAACAAAAUGGACAUGAAGAUUCAGUGGUACAAGGAUUCUGUCCUUUUGGAUCAAGACAACGAGAAGUUUCUAAGUGUGAGGGGAACCUCUCGCUUACUCAUCCAUAAUGUGUCUGUGGAGGACGCAGGUUAUUACAGCUGUGCCAUGACAUUCACCCAUGAAGGCAUACCAUACAACGUGACUAGGAAUAUCGAACUACGUGUCAACAAAAAAGAAGAGGAGACGAUUCCUGUGAUUAUCUCCCCGCACCAGACCAUAUUAGCUUCAUUGGGAUCAAGAUUGACAAUCCCGUGUAAGGUGUUUCUGGGAGCUGGGACACAGUCGACCACCAUGCUCUGGUGGAUGGCCAACAACACCAGAAUAGAGAACGCCUACCAGGGAGGCCGCGUGGCCGAGGGGCAGCGCCAGGAGUACUCAGAGAACAAUGAGAACUACAUCGAUGUGCCGCUGGUUUUUGAUCCAGUCAUAAGAGAGGAUUUGAACACGGAUUUUAAAUGCCUUGUCCGUAACACACUUAGUUUUCAGACGCUGCGUACCACAGUCAAAGAAGCUACCACAUUCUCCUGGGGGACCGUGCUGGCCCCCCUCUCCCUGGUCUGCUUGGUUUUGGUGGGAAUAUGGAUGCACAGACGGUGUAAACACAGAACUGGAAAAGCAUACGGUUUGACCACGUUAAAGACUGGCCACUAAGAUUUUCAAUCUUACCCAAGUGAAAUAAAGACAAUAAAACAAUCCAGAGA